This is a messenger RNA of Lachancea meyersii CBS 8951, 810 nucleotides long. The record is from the annotation of a GenBank genome assembly. NCBI's taxonomy places the organism in Eukaryota, Fungi, Ascomycota, Saccharomycetes, Saccharomycetales, Saccharomycetaceae.
AUGGACGUCUCAUUCGAUCCUAUAUAUCUAGCCAAUGGCUACCGCGACGUAGUUUCGCAAUGGAACAGCUCUGUUUCUGUCUUGUCCUCCGAUUUCGAAAGGUCCCUAGACAAAGAUUCAAUCGUUUUGCCGCCCAGACAGAAACCGUUAUAUGCUUUCGAGCUGCAGCUGGACAUUGAAUUGUUUUCAUCCAAUGAGUCGAUUUCGAGUUGCCUGACUCAGGCAUUCGCAGAAGGUUUGAACAGCUGUCUGGAAUACUGGCAGGAUUUGAAUUACCGAGCUACCGUCCAAGUCAUGUCUGAACACUGCAUUCGUGUGUCUUUGGAGUGCCAGAUCUUCUCAACGAUGAAGACCAAAAAUCUGCUAGAACAGCCGCUUUCGAUCAUGAAGCACAUGAACCUGCGAUUGGUGACCGUGGCUGGGUUGAAAGUGCAAGCAACCUUCAUCGGAGCUUCACCACCGGUACCAGAAGCCAUUCGACAGUGCAACGUAUUCUUGGUGUCGCUGUUCAUUUCGCAACUGGAAUUCCAAUUCCCAUUGGCCUUUUCGCGAGUGUGUCGCCUUCGAUUUAUCCAACAAGAGGCGUCGCUAGGCCCGGUUUCCUACGCGUUGACCAACUCCGCCAUCAUGGUUCCAAGGCUCGUGAAAAUCAUCUCCGAUGACAGAACAGCCACAACCUGCUACCGAAUCAUCCAAAUAUCCAGUGAUCGACGCAAACUUGCCAGAUUACUCAAAUUCAAAACCGGAGUUUCCCCUACUCAAAUCCUCAAACAUUCUUGUACUUAUACUUCAAACCACGCAGACUGCUGA